Messenger RNA from Mytilus trossulus (common blue mussel), 453 nucleotides. RefSeq lists its product as uncharacterized. The coding region runs from base 1 to 453 and encodes 150 amino acids. NCBI's taxonomy places the organism in Eukaryota, Metazoa, Mollusca, Bivalvia, Mytilida, Mytilidae. The record is from RefSeq and is a predicted model, not a curated record. The transcript has a single exon.
AUGUCACAGUAUGAGGUUCAACAAUAUAGCAAGACCUAUACACCAAAUGACAUAGAAGAUAGCAACUAUAUGUCACAGUAUGAGGUUCAACAAUAUAGCAAGACCUAUACACCAAAUGACAUAGAAGAUAGAAACUAUAUGUCACAGUAUGAGGUUCAACAAUAUAGCAAGACUUAUACACCAAAUGACAUAGAAGAUAGAAACUAUAUGUCACAGUAUGAGGUUCAACAAUAUAGCAAGACUUAUACACCAAAUGACAUAGAAGAUAGAAACUAUAUGUCACAGUAUGAGGUUCAACAAUAUAGCAAGACUUAUACACCAAAUGACAUAGAAGAUAGAAAAUAUAUGUCACAGUAUGAGGUUCAACAAUAUAGCAAGACUUAUACACCAAAUGACAUAGAAGAUAGAAACUAUAUGUCACAGUAUGAGGUUCAACAAUAUAGCAAGAUAUAG